GUCACUCUUUCUCACUUCUCUUCUUUUCUAACGUCCCUUGCCUGCAAAGAGAUUAAGAGAGAGAGAACACAAACCAAAGCAUAGCAUAGUAUAGCAUCGCGUGGCAGAGGAUUUAAGAAAGGAACAAAGUAGAAGUCAGAAAAAAAAAACAGAGCACCUCUCUCUUCCCCUGCCCGCUCCAUAUCUUCUUUUUCUUUCCCAAUUUCAAAUUCUCUUCCUUUCCUGCAUGCAAUUCUCUUCAUACUUUUGAUCAUGGUUUUUGCCUGCUGAGUCCCAAGUUGGAAGGUUGUGUUGGAAAAUAUAUGAUAAAACAAUGACUUGGAAAAGCAGGGGAGACCUGUUUCCUAAAAGUCUCAUGUCUCAGAAAUGGGUCAUUUUUCUCUGUAUUGGAAGCUUCUGUGCUGGCAUGUUUUUCACCAACAGGAUGUGGACUAUACCUGAACCUAAAGGACUUGCACGGACAACCGCUAUGGAAGCUGAAAAAUUGAAUGUGGUUUCAGAGGGUUGCAAUUCGAGAAUUUUGCAAGAGAAGGAAGUGAAGCGUGAAACUAAAGGCAUCUACAGUGAGGUUUUCAAGACACAAAAUGUCAUACAAACCCUGGACAAGACUAUUUCAAACUUGGAGAUGGAAUUAGCAGCCGCAAAGGCAGCUCAGGAGUCUAUACGAAAUGGUGCUCCAGUGCCAGAAGAUAUCAAGAUGAGUGAAUCAUCUGUUAGGAGGAGGUACCUAAUGGUCGUAGGAAUUAACACUGCUUUCAGCAGCAGAAAAAGAAGAGACUCAGUUCGUGAGACAUGGAUGCCACAAGGUGAGAAAAGAAAGAAGCUGGAAGAAGACAAGGGCAUUAUAAUCCGCUUUGUAAUUGGUCAUAGUGCCACAUCAGGGGGUAUCCUAGACAGAGCUAUUGAAGCAGAAGAUAGGAAGCAUGGGGAUUUCCUGAGACUGGAUCAUGUUGAAGGAUACCUUGAAUUGUCAGCAAAGACAAAAACAUACUUUGCCACUGCUGUUAACUUAUGGGACGCUGACUUCUAUAUCAAAGUUGAUGACGAUGUUCAUGUCAAUAUAGCGACACUGGGACAGACUCUAGUGAGACACCGAUCAAAACCACGGGUGUACAUUGGAUGCAUGAAAUCUGGGCCUGUGCUUUCUCAAAAAGGGGUAAGGUAUCAUGAACCAGAAUUCUGGAAAUUUGGAGAGGCUGGAAACAAGUACUUCCGUCAUGCCACAGGACAGUUGUAUGCCAUUUCAAAAGAUCUGGCUACAUAUAUUUCAAUUAACCAGCACGUUCUUCAUAAGUAUGCCAAUGAGGAUGUCUCACUUGGUUCUUGGUUUAUUGGACUUGAUGUGGACCACAUAGAUGAUCGAAGAUUAUGCUGCGGCACUCCACCAGAUUGUGAAUGGAAAGCACAGGCAGGCAAUGUUUGUGUUGCUUCAUUUGAUUGGACAUGCAGUGGAAUUUGUAGGUCUGCUGAAAGGAUCAAAGAGGUUCACAAGAGAUGUGGAGAAGGUGAGAAAGCCUUGUGGAAUGCCUCUUUCUAAGUGGCACCUAAGAGUUCUUCCUAUCUCAGGAGGAAAUAACCCCACAGCAAUGAAACUAGGCUGCAAGAUUUUAUUUUUCUUUUUGCAUAGUUUUGGGAAAGUAUAGAGAAAUUCCAUUUUACACAAGAGAAUGAGAAAGAAAGAGGGGAGGAAAAAACAAAACAAAAGAGAGCAAGAGAAAAAAGACUUGCCCCAUGGCCCUUCUGCAUUUUAAUAAAGGAGAUUGACCAUGGUAGCUGCCAUAAUAGGAAGCAUGGGAUUGUCUCACCCUACCAAUUCUUUGUUGCUUGAAGGAGCACUCUGUAUUAAUAGUUCCAUACCUAUCAGGCUCCUAAUAAAUGUAGAUAUAGAUUUGGUUGGUUGUUGCUGCUUUUCCUUUCAUUUAAAUCUGAGUUUUCCUUUUGGUAUAGCA
Messenger RNA from Cajanus cajan (pigeon pea), 1949 nucleotides. Its product is annotated as Galactosyltransferase family protein. Gene Ontology annotation, cellular component: Golgi membrane. NCBI's taxonomy places the organism in Eukaryota, Viridiplantae, Streptophyta, Magnoliopsida, Fabales, Fabaceae. Gene Ontology annotation, molecular function: galactosyltransferase activity. The record is from RefSeq and is a predicted model, not a curated record.